GGGGCGGGCCCGCGCUUCGGGCGCGCGGCGGAGGGGUCGCCCCAGGCAGAGCGCGCUGAGCCCUGAGGGGAGCCGCUGCCCGCUGCAUGGAAGACCCGGCGGUGCCCGGGGCAGGGGUCCCGCCCGCCAACGGCAACGGCAAUGGCAACGGCAACGGCAACGGUGGCAGCAAAGGGAAGCAGGCGGCCGCCAAGGGCCGAGAAGCGUUCCGAAGCCAGCGGCGGGAGUCGGAGGGCUCUGUGGACUGCCCCACUCUGGAGUUUGAGUAUGGAGAUGCAGAUGGGCACGCGGCAGAGUUGUCAGAAUUGUAUAGCUACACUGAGAACCUGGAAUUCACCAAUAACAGAAGAUGCUUUGAAGAAGAUUUCAAGACUCAAGUGCAGGGCAAGGAAUGGCUAGAGUUGGAGGAAGAUGCUCAAAAGACCUAUGUAAUGGGACUCCUGGACCGGCUGGAGGUGGUCAGUAGGGAGCGGCGGCUGAAGGUGGCCCGGGCUGUUCUUUAUCUGGCCCAAGGCACUUUUGGGGAAUGUGAUUCAGAGGUCGAUGUGCUACACUGGUCCAGAUACAACUGCUUCUUGCUGUAUCAGAUGGGGACCUUCUCGGCCUUCCUGGAGCUACUCCACAUGGAAAUUGACAACAGCCAGGCCUGUAGCAGCGCCCUUCGGAAACCAGCUGUUUCCAUUGCCGACAGCACAGAGCUCCGAGUGCUGCUGAGUGUCAUGUACCUAAUUGUGGAAAACAUCCGCCUGGAGCGAGAGACAGACCCCUGCGGGUGGAGGACAGCCCGGGAGACCUUCCGCACUGAAUUGAGCUUCUCCAUGCACAAUGAGGAGCCUUUUGCCCUUCUGCUCUUCUCCAUGGUUACCAAGUUCUGCAGUGGCCUGGCUCCCCACUUCCCUAUAAAGAAGGUCCUGCUCCUGCUCUGGAAGGUGGUUAUGUUUACCCUUGGUGGAUUUGAGCAUCUGCAGGCUCUCAAAAUACAGAAGCGGGCAGAAUUGGGCCUGCCUCCACUGGCUGAGGACAGUAUCCAGGUGGUGAAGAGCAUGCGUGCUGCCUCCCCACCCUCUUACACUCUCGACCUGGGGGAAUCUCAGCUGGCGCCACCACCCUCCAAGCUGCGAGGCCGCCGUGGUUCUCGAAGGCAACUCCUCACUAAGCAGGACAGCCUGGACAUCUACAAUGAAAGGGAUCUCUUCAAAACUGAGGAGCCAGCCACAGAGGAGGAAGAGGAAUCUGCUGGUGAUGGAGAACGAACCUUGGAUGGAGAGUUGGACCUGCUAGAGCAGGACCCUCUGGUGCCACCUCCACCCUCACAGGCACCCCUCUCUGCUGAGCGGGUGGCCUUUCCCAAGGGCCUACCUUGGGCCCCAAAGGUCAGGCAGAAGGACAUUGAGCACUUCUUGGAGAUGAGCAGGAACAAAUUCAUCGGAUUCACCUUGGGGCAGGACACAGAUACCUUGGUUGGAUUGCCCAGGCCCAUCCAUGAGAGUGUGAAGACCUUAAAGCAGCACAAGUAUAUCUCCAUCGCAGAUGUGCAGAUCAAGAAUGAAGAAGAGUUGGAGAAGUGCCCCAUGUCUUUGGGAGAAGAGGUGGUACCAGAGACACCAUGUGAAAUCCUCUACCAGGGCAUGCUGUAUAGCCUCCCUCAGUACAUGAUUGCUCUGCUUAAGAUUCUUUUGGCUGCAGCUCCCACUUCCAAGGCUAAGACAGACUCUAUCAACAUCCUGGCAGAUGUCCUGCCUGAGGAGAUGCCCAUCACUGUUCUUCAGAGCAUGAAGCUAGGCAUCGAUGUGAACAGGCACAAGGAGAUCAUUGUAAAAAGUAUCUCCGCCCUGCUCCUGCUACUCCUCAAACACUUCAAACUUAACCAUAUUUACCAGUUUGAAUACGUAUCACAACAUUUGGUAUUUGCCAACUGCAUCCCUUUGAUCCUGAAGUUCUUCAAUCAAAAUAUCUUGUCAUACAUCACUGCCAAAAACAGCAUCUCGGUCCUGGAUUACCCUUGCUGUACCAUCCAGGAUUUGCCGGAGCUUACUACUGAGAGCCUGGAAGCUGGAGACAACAACCAGUUCUGUUGGAGAAACCUCUUUUCCUGCAUCAACCUCCUGAGGUUGCUCAAUAAACUGACCAAAUGGAAACAUUCCAGGACCAUGAUGCUAGUGGUGUUUAAAUCGGCUCCAAUCUUAAAGCGGGCCCUCAAGGUCAAACAGGCCAUGCUGCAACUUUAUGUCCUAAAGCUGCUAAAGAUACAGACCAAGUACCUGGGUCGCCAAUGGAGGAAAAGCAACAUGAAAACCAUGUCAGCCAUUUACCAGAAAGUACGCCACCGCAUGAAUGAUGACUGGGCUUAUGGGAAUGACAUCGAUGCCAGGCCAUGGGACUUCCAAGCAGAAGAAUGCACCUUGCGAGCCAACAUUGAGGCUUUUAACAGCCGCCGGUAUGACAGACCCCAGGACUCUGAAUUUUCACCUGUGGAUAACUGCCUCCAGAGUGUGCUGGGGCAGAGGCUGGAUCUGCCUGAAGAUUUCCACUAUUCAUAUGAGCUCUGGCUGGAGAGAGAGGUGUUUUCACAGCCCAUCUGUUGGGAGGAGCUGCUCCAGAAUCACUGACUGAGCUCCUCUUAACAAAGCAUUGAUAGAUGGAGGUUGGCUCCAAUAAAUGGUGCUCUGCCUACCCUGCUAAGCCUUCAUUUCCAGUUCUAGGAGUGCUUUUCAAGGGGCGAUAUGGCCCAGCCCUAGGACAUCCAGUACAGUUCAGGGCUAUUCUGGAGUUUGUUGGGCCUAGAGAUGGCGCAAGGCGGAAUCCUGAGUCACAACAAAAUGAUUAACAUUUUUUUUAUCCCAGUAUUCUCUGGGGUCAGUUGGGUGCCCACUUGGUCUUGAAAAUCUUUUAGUGAUUCAGUCCUGGACAGGCUCUUUGGUGGGACCUCUCCCUCUCCCUGCUUUAGUCUUGGCUAGAACUAGUCUAGCCUUAGCUGGCCCCAAGAGUGAGAGGAAGUUUGUUAUGGCAUUUGACUCCUAGCAUUCAUCACAGAUAGUGUGGGAUACAGGUUGUAAAAUAGGGAGAAAGUUUUCUUCUUGUUCACCCUGGAUUCCUAGGACUUAUCAGAGGUUUGGCAAAACCAACUUUGAAAUUAAGUCUAUAUUUUAAAUUUUGACACUCACCUCUUUCUAAGAUCAUUAGCUCUAAGAUGAUUUUAGAGCACCUGCACCUUCUUUGUGGAGGAUGAUGAUUUACUAUUCCCUAAAUAGUGCAUGUUAUAGAAAAGUGUGUUAUGUAGUGUUUUUUUCUUUAUUACCUAAGAGAUCUGUGUUCAAUGUGAAAAUUAUUUCCUUGUGUACUCUGUAUAGGGCAUGGAGUACUCUGCUAUUUUUAAAGAGCUACAACCAAUAUGAAAUAAUCAGGCCUUCUUUAAGGAUGUUCCAUGUUUUUCUGAAGCUACUUCCAUCUUAAGAUGGCUGAGUAUACUGCAAAAAAUUAUCGUUUUCAUGCAAUUCAUUUUUUAAAUGACAAGUUAGCUACAGGAGGUUUUAUUUAUUGAGAUGUUAUGUCCAUUUGUGCUCACGAUUUAUUUAUUUUUUUAAUUGAAAAGAACAGCAAGAGCAUCACAGCUUACCAUUUUUCUUUUUCUCCAAUGUUGAUUAAUGAUUUUUUUCUUUUAUUGCUAGCAGUUUCAAAGUAUCAUGUGGAGAUUUAGCAAUACUGUUUCUAUCAAAAAUAUUGCACAUUUCAUUGAAAAUAUAAGGAUUUAUGUGCUAACCUCUUUACACUUCUCUCUUUUACAGCAGUAUCACAUACCACCCAAAAGAAACUAGGUUUCUAGAAAAGUUUCUGAUUUAGUCAGGAUUAUUUUAUUUCUCUUCUGUCCCCAGAAUUAUGUCAUCUAUAUCUUCAAGCUUUUUUACUUUAAAUUGUUCCCCCCAACAUAGACUCUGCUGAAUCUUUUAAUGAUGGCACCAGGUCACCUUAUGCUGGGAGAUGUAGUCAAAAUUUGCUUAUUUACUCUGUCUUUUGCUAACCACAGUCUCACUUGGAGGUCAUGAUAGAAUACUUGAUAAUAUCCGAAGGAACUAUACCAAAAUCUAGUAAGUAAACUUUGAAUUUUAUCUCUUUGUGCUUUAGGGUAGCAGGAUUUCUGUUUUUAUGGAAAGGUCAUGGAGAAUGUAAGUAUGUAAUGGAUAAAACUUCUUAAAAUGUGUAAAUUUUAUCUAAGUAGGAUGGCAGUCCUAUUGUAAUCAAAAUAAUUUACUGAGCAUAUCUUCUAUGAAUUUUAUUAAUCUAGAGUCAGCUUGUAUGAUUUUAGUGUGAUUUGAAUGAAAAGACAAUUUUCAAGGAAAGAGAAAUCAUCACUCUAUUUUCUUUAAAGCCAUAUUAAAUUCAAAUUGUGUCAAGAACAAAUAAGUUACCCGUUUAAAAGUAUGCACAUGAGUGCUUUUUGAGAUACAGAAGUAUGCUAAGCUUUAAAAUUUUAUAUUUUUAUUAUUUACAACUCUUCUCUAAGGAAAGAUUAGUUCUCUGUAUAGAUAGAGAAACUGCAGCACCAAGGAUGAGUGAUUAGUUUGGUUUUCUCCAUGGACUUGGUGAGACUAGCUGUCAUGUACUGACAGCCAGGCCUCCAUGCUAAGGUAACCAGGUUGAAUCUCCCAAUUUGAAAACCCGAAUGUGUGGUUAGGAAUAAACUCAGAUUAACCAAUUUCUAAUGGUGAUUACUGUUACUACAUAGAAAAACAUUAUUUGAGUGAUUUAUAAAGUAGAAGAUUUUUGUGAAUGUUUCAAUAAAGUUUGUGUUGAUUAUUGAUAACACUAUCUACUGAAGCACUUUAAUAAAGAAAAAUAGGCUGGAAUUAGAAA
Molecule: messenger RNA, 4851 nt
Organism: Microcebus murinus (gray mouse lemur)
Lineage: Eukaryota; Metazoa; Chordata; Mammalia; Primates; Cheirogaleidae
Gene: STRIP2
Product: striatin interacting protein 2
Biological process (GO): cytoskeleton organization
Cellular component (GO): cytosol
Source: RefSeq, a predicted model, not a curated record